AUGGUCGAUUACUGUAUGCUCGUCGACUGCCCAGUCCUCCUUCCAGACGAACCCUCGUUAGACGAUGCCAUCAGGAGGACGCGAAACCUGUCGGGGCGUGACACGCUCAACCACACACCCUCCUUUCUCCUCCGUGACAAGCCAAUAUCCCUCAGCAUUGAGUGUAAGAAACGCGAUAGAGGGCUCGACAAUGCCGAUUUGCAAAUCAGCUCGUGGCAUGCCGCGCAGUGGAGAUACCUUUUGAUGCUGUGCAGGAAGACAGGGGCCGAUGUCUCUGGUCUUCCGUUCCUGCCCGGGCUCAUAGUCUCGGGUGCGGAAUGGUACUUUGUGGCGACCACUCGCGCUGGCAACAAGACGACUUUGUGGACCAGGCGGUGCAUCGGCGCAACCACUAAUGUCGUUGGCACGUACCAGAUCAUUAGGACUAUCCAGUACUUUUCGUGGUGGACGCAGACGGUAUAUUGGCCGUGGUUUCAGGAAAAGGUGCUGGGUCUUGUGGAAGCUGAUGACGAGGGUUGA
Messenger RNA from Colletotrichum higginsianum IMI 349063, 519 nucleotides. RefSeq lists its product as uncharacterized. Bases 1 to 519 code for a protein of 172 amino acids. Lineage: Eukaryota; Fungi; Ascomycota; Sordariomycetes; Glomerellales; Glomerellaceae. The record is from RefSeq and is a predicted model, not a curated record. The transcript has 2 exons.